Molecule: messenger RNA, 5106 nt
Organism: Cryptotermes secundus
Lineage: Eukaryota; Metazoa; Arthropoda; Insecta; Blattodea; Kalotermitidae
Product: bumetanide-sensitive sodium-(potassium)-chloride cotransporter
Exons: 20
Coding region: 95-3349 (1084 amino acids)
Biological process (GO): sodium ion transmembrane transport; chloride transmembrane transport; chloride ion homeostasis
Cellular component (GO): membrane
Molecular function (GO): sodium:potassium:chloride symporter activity
Source: RefSeq, a predicted model, not a curated record
UAUGAUGUAGGACUCAGACUGGCUCUGUCUGAGAAGCGCGCUGUUCAGUUGCCUUACGAGCCGUGAACACGACAAGACGACGGAAAGACUAAAAAUGAACAGCAACUUAACCCCAGCAAAAAAUCCUGAUUUUAGAGAACAGCAGGAGCUUCAGGAUAUUGAUGAAAAUGGCUCUACUCGUUUUCAAGUGGAUAUAGUAGAUGCAGAGAACGACGACAAGGAAAAUGACUAUAUGACAUCGUCAACUCCUAACCAACAGUAUUCGUAUGUGUAUGACUCACGUUAUAAAAGUUGGGGUCAGCUGACGAGGGAAGUACCACCAAGGGUAGAGCACUACAGGGAUCUUUCGAUUCAGCAUCAAUAUCGGCCAACACUAGAUGAACUGCACGAGAGAAAUAUUCCAGAAAAGAGUGAUGGAGAAGACAAAGUUGAAGCACAACAGCAAAAGAAAGGAAAGGUCAUUAAGUUUGGAUGGCUGGAAGGAGUAUUUAUGCGAUGCUUGCUCAACAUCUGGGGUGUUAUGCUCUUCCUUCGACUGUCCUGGGUUGUUGGUCAAGCUGGAAUUGGAGAAGGAACAGCAAUAAUAUGCCUUGCCAACAUAGUGACAUUGGUGACAACCAUUUCUAUGUCUGCUGUUUGUACAAAUGGCCAAAUUAAAGGAGGUGGUAUAUACUACAUGAUAUCAAGAUCACUGGGACCAGAGUUUGGUGGAGCAAUUGGCCUCAUGUUCACACUGGCCAAUUCAGUUGCAGUGUCAAUGUAUAUUGUGGGCUUCUGUGAGUCACUCCAGGAUUUACUCAGGACCUUUGGUACCACUCUCAUUGAUGGAGCAAGUAACGACAUUCGUGUGGUUGGCCUUGUAACCCUUAUAGGCAUACUUGUUCUUGCAAUAGUUGGCAUGGACUGGGUUACAAGGACGCAAAUGUGCUUGCUUUUUGUUUUAAUUGCUUCUCAAAUUGAUUUUAUGGUUGGAAGCUUCCUGGGACCUCAGGAUGAUGAAGAAAUAGCAAAAGGAUUUGUAGGAUACAAUUCAGAAACAUUCAGGUCAAACCUGGGACCAGAUUAUCGCAACUAUGAGGGAGUUGAUCAUGACUUCUUCUCUGUCUUUGCUGUAUUCUUCCCAGCUGUAACUGGUAUUGUGGCGGGAGCCAAUCUGUCAGGAGACCUUAAGGACCCCAGUAGUGCCAUUCCUGUAGGCACUCUGCUGGCCAUCUUCGUCACAUUUUUGUCUUACAUAGGCUAUGCAUUCAUGAUGGGAGGUUGUGUGCUCCGCACAGCUUCUGGAAAUGUAACAGAAUACCUUCAAGUUAAAGGUGAACCUGAUGAAUGGGCAGUCUUCAGCAACUGUACUGAUCGAAGCUGUCUAUAUGGACUGCACAAUGAUAGUCAGGCCAUGGAGUUGGCUUCAUCAUGGGGCCCAUUAAUCUAUGGAGGCUGUUUUGCAGCCACCUUAUCAUCUGCCAUUGCUAGCCUUGUUGGAGCACCCAGAGUUCUCCAGGCUUUGGCGAAAGAUAAACUGUAUCCAUUUAUAGGCUUCUUCUCAAAGGGACAUGGAGCUAACAAUGAUCCAGUUCGUGGUUAUGUUCUGGUAUUUGUUAUAUCAUUUGGAUGCAUAUUGAUUGCUCAGCUGAAUGCUAUAGCACCUUUGCUUUCAAAUUUCUUCCUGGCUGCCUAUGCCCUCAUCAAUUUCUCAGUAUUUCAUGCAUCCAUUUCUAAGAGUCCAGGCUGGAGGCCUGCAUUCAAGUAUUACAAUGCUUGGGUGAGUCUUGCUGGAACAUUGCUGUGCAUUGCUGUCAUGUUCCUUAUGUCUUGGGUGAUGGCACUCAUCACAUUUGUGGUCGUCAUCACACUCUAUCUCUACGUCUCCUACCGCAAGCCAGAGGUAAACUGGGGCAGCUCAACACAGGCUCAUUCAUACAGCUCUGCACUCAAGGCAAUGCUUGAACUAAAUCGAGUAGAAGAACAUGUCAAAAACUUCCGCCCACAAGUCCUUGUUCUUACUGGUAUGCCCGGAUCCAGGCCCCCUCUUGUUGACUUUGCAUACCUCAUCACAAAGGGACUGUCUUUGCUUGUAUGUGCUGAUAUUCUCAAGGGAACCCACUCCCAGAGAGUUCAUGAUGCUCUAACCAGAAAAGCAUACCACUGGUUAAUACGACAUAAAGUGAAAGCAUUUUUUAAUAUUGUAGAAGAUGACAGCUUUGAAGCUGGCUCUCAAGCAUUGAUGCAGAUCUCAGGACUUGGUAAACUUCGUCCAAACAUGAUUCUUAUGGGAUACAAAGGAAAUUGGAGAACAUGUGAUCGAGAAGAACUUAAGCAGUACUUCAACGUUAUCCAUAAUGCACUGGAUCGAUACCUUGCUGUUGGCAUAUUGAGGGUACAAGAAGGACUUGACUACUCAGGUGUAAUUCAAGAUGAGGAGUUUGUGCCAAUCUCAAAAUUGGACAAAAAGGAUGCAGAGGAGAAAAUGAGACGCAACGAAUCAACAAACCAACUUGAAUCACAAGAUGUGAAUAUCACUGUCUUAUCAGAUGCAUUGAGCAGUGACACAGAUAGUCCUCCAGUGACACCAAAGAUGCAACAUGGAGGAACUGUGAACUGUGACCCAGCAGCAACAGAGAAAUUGCUUCAGUCUAGUACUACAGUGACAAUUACUUCCAAGAAAAUGAGAAAAGUGUCAAAAAAUCAUAAGUCAAGCUUUCCAACAUAUGUUGGUCCUGGAGGAGAGCCUCUACCAAAAUCCAUCUUGAACAACAUUACACAAUUCCAGAGAAAGCAGCCCAAAGGUCUAAUUGAUGUGUGGUGGCUGUACGAUGAUGGAGGCCUGGCACUUUUAAUUCCAUAUAUAUUGAGUACACGAUCACAGUUUUCUGGCUGUCAGCUGCGCAUCUUCUCUCUUGCAAGCAAAAGAGAUGACUUAGAUAAGGAUCAAAGGAAUCUUGCAGCUCUUCUGUCCAAGUUUCGGAUUGACUACAGUGAUGUUGUCAUUAUCUCUGACAUCCACAAAAAAGCUAUGGAAUCCACCAGAAAAGAAUUUGAAAUUUUCAUUCAGCCUUUCCGAGUUAAGGAUGAAGAAAAUUUUGAGACUUCCAAGGCCAUAGAGCAAACCUACAUCACUGACUCAGAACUAAUUGCACUGAGGGAAAAAACUAACAGACACAUGCGAAUACGUGAACUCUUACUCCAGUAUUCAAAGGAAUCUACAUUCAUUGUUAUGGCACUGCCAAUACCUAGGAAAGGCGUUGUUUCUGCUCCUUUGUAUAUGGCCUGGCUUGAAUUGCUCACCAAGGGGAUGCCUCCAUACCUCAUUAUUCGAGGCAAUCAGACUUCAGUCAUCACAGUUUACUCAUAAGAAUCUGCCGGUCCAUCACCACCACAUUAGCAACGUAGAAACAUACAGCACCUUUCUUCAAAGUACAGAACAAAUAAAGAGUUAUAACAUGCUGAGCUUAUAGUGGAUGCCAGAGAAUAAAGUCUUUUAUAGUGAUUAUUCUUUAUUGGAUAAGUUCCACAACAAACAGGCAGUGUGUAUGUGCCAUACCAGCAUUUUAAUUCAUAGAAGAUAUUUGACAAAAACAAAAAAUGUUUACAUUCCAGAACUCAUAUUAGCAUGCUAAUGCAUUUAAAAUCUAUGUUUAUUUACAUAAUUAUUGUCAUAAAAUGACACUGAUGCCACAACAGAGUAAAAUUUAUGUUUGUCAUCCAGAAGUAGGAAAUUUAAUUCCUAUGCUACUGCAAUUUUGGCAGCCAAACUUAUUUCAGGAGUAUUUACAGUAAACCCUCGAUAGCUUGGAUUAAUUGGGGGACACCUGGAUUAAGCAGUAAUCCAGAUUAGUGAAGUAGAAGGUGGCCUUAAAAGACAACAAAAAACUUAGAACGCAAAUAAUGGUAAAUUCAAUAAUAUAGGUAGUGCUGAUGAAAAUAAAUAAAAAAAUGUCGCCAUGGAGCCUUUAUUUAAAGACAAUAAAAAGACAAACAUGUUUAUUCAUUGAUAGAAAACUAAGAAGUUAUACUUCUUUUUGAACAUAAUAAUUCAGGUUUGAAGAAACUGUCAAGUUUUGUCUGAACAGACAAGUGACUCAUCUGCCUUCCUAAAUUCCAUGUGUCUUUUAAAGUACAUACUCAACUUUGAAGAGCAUUUAUCAUAUUCUGACCCAGAUUAUCCUACAUCUGGGUUAACUGUAAGUGGAUUAGCAAAGAUUUACUGCAUACUGAAAACAAUGUGAUGCUAGACUUACUGAAUGUAUGCAUUAUCACAGGAGUGCAACACACAUGUGAUAAAGGCUCACAGUAUACAGAAGACAGGACUUCUGUCAUGUAGAUCUGUAACUAGAAUUGUACAUAUAUACAUGAUAAAAAUUGUAUUUUUUUAAUGUUAUGUUAGUAGUUUAAUAUAGAUAUUAAUGAUCUUCAUUUAAGCAAACAUCAGCCUAGUCUGUGACAUGGUUGAAGUGAGUACAGUAUUGAGUUUAGAAUAAUUAGUUUGAUGUCCAGAAGAAUAAAUAAAAACAGACAUUCCCAUGCAAAUUGUGCAUUUUCCUGACUCAUAAUUAGUUUCAUAUUUUUAUUACAAUCAUGCAGAGCAGAAUGAAUCAAAUGGCAGCAGAGAGAAGGAUACGUACAAAACAAAAAAUUUCAAAGAUAAAAAUGCACUGUUACAGAAGAAAAUGUGAAGAUAUGGCAGGUAUGCUGGGAGUGGGGGGAGAGCUUGUACAAAAAAUAGAUUGGAGAGACAAUGUAAAUAACAAAAUAUAGUAAAAAGGAAAGUUUCCUUUGUGUCUAAUCAUCACACUAUGAAGGUAUGUAGAUGAUGUGGAGGUGAAACUUCAACCUUCUAGCCCCUGGCAUAGAGGAUGGAGUAUAACAGGACUGUUAAGCUGUAACAGUCCAUCCACUUUCCACCAGGAUAAGAACCCAUUUUGCAUAUUAAACAGGGUGUUGUGAAGUCAGAAUCUCUACAAAACUCUGCUGUAUUUUCAAUCCUGGUUAUUCAGACUGUAUCCAGCCUAUUUACUGUCACAGCUAUCGCUGGUUAUAAAAAAUAAUUGUAGUAAGAUAAAGUUGUCCCUGUGCUUAACUAAUUAAGUACUACGCUAUGAAGGCAUAUGG